Messenger RNA from Miniopterus natalensis, 2524 nucleotides. The record is from RefSeq and is a predicted model, not a curated record. NCBI's taxonomy places the organism in Eukaryota, Metazoa, Chordata, Mammalia, Chiroptera, Miniopteridae.
GACGCGGCCCCGAUGACCGAGCUACAGCAAGAUGUGGAAGACUCGAAGCCUGCCAAGGUGCUCGGCAAGAGGGAGAGCCGGGUGGGCGCAGCGCACUCAGAGGCUGAGAAUGGUGUGGAGGAGAAGAAGAAGGCCUGCAGGUCGCCUACAGCCCAGUCUCCCACCCCGUCCAGCGAGGCCGAGUCCCCAGACCCGAAGAGAGUCAUCUGCCUGCGCCCAUACCUUCUCUCCACACCUACACUUCAUGCAGGACCAAGUGUCAAAAUCCAGUUUCGAUGGUGUCUCUUUAGCAAGUGAUAAGAACGACUGUAAAACAGAAAGCAAAAAUGACUCUAAGAUUGAAAGGAAAAAGUCUUCGUCUUCCAGCCAGUACAAGGCAAACAUGCACUUUCACAAGUUGUUCCUCGAUGUCCCAACCGAAGAACCACUGAGGCAAAGUUUUACCUGUGCUCUACAGAAAGAACUGUUAUACCAAGGGAAGCUCUUCGUAUCAGAAAACUGGAUUUGUUUUCAUUCCAAGGUCUUUGGAAAAGACACUAAGAUCUCUAUUCCGGCCUUCUCCGUAACCCUAAUAAAGAAAACCAAAACUGCCCUUCUGGUGCCAAAUGCCCUGAUUAUAGCAACGGUCACAGACAGGUACAUAUUUGUCUCCCUGCUCUCCAGAGAUUCAACUUACAAACUACUAAAAUCUGUGUGUGGACACUUAGACAAUACAAGCGUUGGUAACAGUCCUAAUCCGUCUUCUCUUGAAAACAGUUUCCGGGCUGACCGCCCUUCGUCUCUGCCUCUGGAUUUCAAUGAUGAAUUCUCAGAUCUGGAUGGAGUGGUUCAACAAAGAAGGCAAGACAUGGAAGGAUACAGCAGUUCUGGCUCUCAGACUCCCGAAUCCGAGAACUCGAGAGAUUUCCACGUGACAGAGUCCCAGACAGUUCUCAAUGCCUCCAAAGGAGAAGCAAAGCCAGCCAGGGCAGAUGCCCACGGGAACAGAGUACCCGAAGGAAAAGCCAAGAGUCUCCCUGCACACGGUCAAUCAGAAUCCAUUGGGAUCUUACACAAAGUCAAGUCUCAGAAAUAUCCGACUCUCAGCCAAAUUCUUAUAUUCUACGCAAUUGUGGUCUGUGCACUGAUCGUCUCGACCUUCUACAUGAGAUACAGAAUCAAUACUCUGGAGGAGCAGCUGGGGUCACUGACCUCCAUUAUGGACACCCAUCACACUGAACAGGCAGCCCCACCCGGCCUGGGGUCACAAGUACAAUUAAAUGUGGAGGUCCUCUGCCGAGAGCUUACAGCUAACAUAAUGAAAUUAGAAAAGAUACAGAACAACUUGCAAAAGUUGCUUGAGAAUGGUGACUGACCCACCAGAUUGCUUGGGCCAACGUGAUACCUCGUGCUUCCCUUUGAAGAAGGUGCUCGCGGAGGCGUCCCGGUGGAGUGCUCCCUGCUGGCCAGAGAGGCACCCCAGCCACGUUUGCACUUGGAGGUCUCCAGCUCAGGAAAGGGGGAGGGGGAAUAAUUCUGGUUCCUGUGAAAUAAAAGUUGACCUUGACUCUCUGAGGAAGUUCUCAGUGCUGCUGCCUGAAGGAAACUGACCCAUCUCAGAGGUCUCAGGAAGGACCUGGUGGACACGCUCUUGGAUGACUGUGGUUCAGUGGCCAUCGUGACUGUGUCAGCAAACACACUCCACAACGCGCCUUUCAGUCCUUCCCACCCUCCUACACCCCAGCCUUCCAACUAAGGGUAUAUCAUGUGCCAACAAACCUGAUGUGGUCCUUUAAAGAAUUAGCCAUAAUUCUCCGAGAGGCAAUAAAGAGCUCUAAUGGACAGGCUUGCUUCAAAGAAAUAACACCAGCAUUUUGUCUUUUUUUCCUCCGUCUACUGUUAUGUUCUGGUUUAAAUCAUCUGUGUAUCUUCUCAGUUGAAUAUUGGCGAGAAUAUUGGGCAAAGCAGAUAAACCAUCCCGUUUAUGUUUUGUUCCUCUAUCUAAUGCUUAAUUGGACUUAUUCUCACCCACCCCAAGUCAAGAAUCUGUGCGAUGUGGGACUGAAGUACUAAAUAAACUUACUCUGAAACCAAAACUAAUCUUUAAACCAAAAGGUAUAAUGUGAUUUGAUACAGGAUGAAAAACACCAAAUUUUUAAGAUUAUAGGUGGACUAUGUUACUUUUGAAAAAGGAUGUCUGUAUUGAAUGUUGAAAUCCAUUUCAGCAGGAUGAGAGCAUGCUUUUUUUUCUUUUGCUGACAAAAAUAAAGAAGAAACUGGUGGUUUGCUAACUUCUACUUACCAUAGGGUUGCCUGGUUUUUAUUAAUAAUUAUUUAGGUACCAUAAGAUCCAUAAUAUAAAAGAUAUUCUGUUUCUGUCUGCAAUGCAUUUUAUAAUCAUUUCUAUGAAAUGUAUUUUAUUUAAUCAGAUAAGCUAAUAAGUGAAUUGGUUACAUCAUUUGUAUCUGUUAGCCUACUGGACAAGAAUUGUGCCUGGUGCACCCUGGCUUUUAAUAAAUACCCAUUGCUAAAAAUACCUUGCUAA